AUGAGUGGUGAUCAAGUCCAAUCUCGUGUUGAACUUGAUCAAUCUGGUCGAUCAAUGUUUAUUCCUGGUAGUAAUCGAUUGCUUAUUUAUAACCCACCUAAUGUAUAUGAAUAUAAUUUACAAGGCGAUAAAAUUGCUUGGCAAGAUAUCUCUCAAACAAAAUCAGUUGAUGUUGGUAGACCCCAACGUAACCCCCAAACUACCGUCAACAUAUUCGACCUGAUCGAGUUUGUAGGUAUAGAAGAUUAUAGAAAGUACAGGGAAUUAAUCAAUGGAAUACUUGAAGAAGAAUCGACUGCUAAAGAUUGGAUACACUUCAGAUAUAGAAAGAAGGAUAAAACACUCAUUCUCUUUCCUAUUUAUUUCUCCUCAGAAGCAAGGUGGAUAAUAACUAUUAACCUUACAACCGGAAUGAAGAGCGUUGAUCGACUGACAUGGAGUGAUUAUGCUGAUGUUGUGUAUGUUGAUGAUGAUUAUCUUUAUGUUUGGGAAAGAAGGGAAGAUGAUAGACGUAGCUUGAAAUGUUACAAGUUUGGGGAUGGUGAAUAUCAAUUACUGCAAAAUAUUGACUACCAAAGGAAGGAAGGAUUAAUG
This is a messenger RNA of Trichoplax adhaerens, 594 nucleotides long. RefSeq lists its product as uncharacterized. The transcript is spliced from 5 exons. NCBI's taxonomy places the organism in Eukaryota, Metazoa, Placozoa, Uniplacotomia, Trichoplacea, Trichoplacidae. The record is from RefSeq and is a predicted model, not a curated record. The annotation marks the transcript as partial.